This is a messenger RNA of Candidula unifasciata, 150 nucleotides long. The record is from the annotation of a GenBank genome assembly. Lineage: Eukaryota; Metazoa; Mollusca; Gastropoda; Stylommatophora; Geomitridae.
UAUGCGCUGCUGGAACUUUCGGUCACGGCUGCAGUUCCUCAUGCAGCAAGAACUGUGAGUCGUCCGCUAACAAGUCCAUGUGUAACCCAGAGACUGGCGUCUGUGUCCAAGGAUGCAAGAGUGGAUUUGCCGGACAGUACUGUGAGAAUA